AUAUUCUGACCCGAGAGUAGUUUGGUUCAUUAUUGGUUAUUGCACCAAAGCAAAAAUGGAAGUAUAGAAGACGCAGAAGUUUUAUUAAAUUUCUGUUUCAUUUUUGAAGUGAAACAUGGCAUCUACAAGCAAAGGUCCUCGGGCGGCUGUGCUGAGUUGCCCUGAACACCCAGAUACACCCCUGGUGGAGGACUACCAUGCUGGUGAUAUGAUCUGUCCUGAAUGUGGGCUUGUUGUGGGGGACAGGGUGGUAGAUGUUGGUACAGAGUGGAGAACUUUCAGCAACGAGAAAAGCGACAAGGACCCAUCUCGAGUUGGUGCUUCAGAGAACCCGUUACUGGAGGGUGGCGACUUGUCUACGAUGAUUGCCUUUGACCCGAAGACCACGCAGCAGAUGGAUGAGAAUGGAAAACCCAUGUACAAGAACAGACGCACAAUGAAUUCCUCUGAUCGAGCGCUAUUGAAUGCCUUUAGAGAGAUCUCUCAAAUGGGCGACAGACUGAACCUGCCUAAGAUGGUAGCUGACAGAGGGAACACACUUUUUAAGCAAGUGAAUGACACAAAAUCGCUGAAGGGCCGGAGUAACGAUGCCAUCUGCUCGGCUUGUAUGUACAUCGCCUGUAGACAGGAAGGGGUGCCCAGGACAUUCAAAGAAAUAUGUGCUGUAUCGAAGGUUUCAAAAAAAGAGAUAGGUCGAGUGUUUAAGCUCAUCUUGAAGGCUCUGGAAACCAACGUAGAUCUCAUUACCACAGGAGAUUUCAUGGCCCGGUUCUGUUCGAACCUGACCCUGUCAUCCAAGAUCCAGAAGGCAGCCACAUGCAUCGCCAGGAAGGCUGUAGAUCUCUACCUGGUACCGGGUCGCAGUCCAGUAUCAGUGGCUGCUGCCGCGAUCUACAUGGCCUCACAAGCAUCCGAAGACAAGAAAACACAGAAAGAGAUUGGCGACAUAGCAGGUGUGGCAGAAGUGACUAUCCGACAGGCAUAUAAGCUAAUGUAUCCUCACGCACACAAACUGUUCCCAGAAGACUUCAAGUUCCACACACCUAUAGACCAGCUACCCGCUCAAUGAGGGAACAACUUUCUUUAACAGUUAGGAUGGAACUUCUUUCUUCAACAGUUGGGAUGGAACUACUUUCCUCAACAGUUGGGAGGGAACUUCUUUCUUCAACAGUUGGGAGGGAACUUCUUUCUUCAACAGAUUAGAGGGAACUAAUUUCUGGAACAACGAUUGGUCCCCCUUUCUUCAAAGGUCUAAGGACUUCUUCGUAAAUUGCCAGGGGACUGCUUUUAUGAACAAAUAAUGGAUUUCUUUCUUCCAGGUCCUAGAACUACUUUUUAAUGGUUAAGGGACUACUUUAUAUUUCAGUCAGGGUAUUUUUUUCUUCAGUAUUGAGAAGACUUUUUUGUUAAGCUGUUUUUUUUUUGCUCUCUUCAGAAGAGACAGAACUACAUGGGAACUUAAAUUUUUAUUUUAAUGGAAUUCUUUUUCAUGGGAGAUUGGUGCUUAUUUUAUUGUUUCGAUUCGUUAUUUCAAGUCUUAAGUUGCCAUUUUAUUAGGUAAGGACUUGGGUCUCAUUCAUUUCAUGAAAGAAAUUGCCAUUAUUUAAUUAAAGAAAUCAAAUUCAUAUGUGAUAUAUCAAAUAUAGUUAUAUGAAUUUAUUAUAAUUCCUUUGUGUUUUGCAUAUAUGUGUAGGAUCAAAUUUGAAGCCAUAAAUUUGCAUUUAUACAUUAUAAUUUUAGUUUACAAGCUUAUCGAAAAAAAAUGCGCAUUAAAAAUAAUCCUCAAUUUUGUUUAAUCAUUCAUGUGCCAUUUAUGACAAUGAUUUUAUGAAAACUUUAAAAGAUAAAGUCCUUUAGCAUAAACUUAUAUAAGAAAAAUUACUUCUGCCUUUUUAUCUAUAUAUUGCUUGCCAGAGUUUUUUAUUUUAUAUGUUAUAAGAAUGAAAUAAGCAUAAGUAUUUCAUUGUCAUGUUUUCUUUGAAUAUGACAGAAUGUGUUUGGAUGUUGUUUUUUAAAUUUUUCAAUGUAAAUCAUAUACAUAUUCUACUUAAUCGGGCUGACAAACAUACACAGAAGAUAGUUUUCUCUCUGAUAGCUCUAUUGACCAUAAUGUUGCUAUUUUCCUGGUGACCGUAUAUAAGUUUGGUAUCAUUUGAUACAAUAUUGCCCUCUGAUUACUACUAUGUGAAAUAAACGACCAAAACUACAUUUAUAUAUUGUUAUUUUUUUCAAGGCCAAAAAUUUGUUUCUCAUUCAAUUUCUGUGUAUGUUUAAAGCUGCACCCUCACAGAUUGAACGUUUUGACAACUUUUUUUUUUUGUCUUGGAAUGAGCCAAUUUUUGCAAAAAUUAAAGGAAACCAGACUGCUGACAAAAAAUCAGAUCGCAUAUUUUUAUAUUCAAGUUCAAAAAUUGAUGUUAUAUGCAUUUUUCUUAAACUGUAAGCAAUCUGAAUAGAGAUUUGUCAGCAAACUUAUAUCAUUAGUGAGCAGAUAUUUACGCCAAAAAUGCUCUUUCCUAGACAAAAUAAUAAAAAAAGUUGUUAAAAUGGUCAAACUGUGAGAGUGCAGCUUUAACAUGUCCUUUUCCUGCACUGUAAACCCUUUCAAAUAAUAUGAAAUUAAUAUAGGUUCACCAGGCACCCAAAAUUUGCAUUAUUUUGAGUGCUUAGCAAAAGAAUGUUUUAACACUCUAUUUCUAUAUUGAGAUGCAGUGGUCAUGCACUAAUCCUGCAAUUUAUGUUUGGAAAGCUGAGUCCUGAGGACAAUCAUGCAAGUUUUUGAUGUCUGGUGAUCCCAUAUUAUUAUGUUGUCCUUUUAAAGGGUUUGGAGUGAAGGGAAAGAACAUGUAAAAUUUUACAAAAACAAACUAUACAAACAUUGGUUUUUGGCCUUGAAAAAUAGGUUAUUCCACAUCUGACUUAAAAUUAAAUAAAAUUAUACAUAUUGUCAUAACUUUGUCUGUAAUAUAUUUUUGGUCAUUUAUUAUUAUUAUUAUUAUCCCUUGAAAAAAAUAUUAUUGUACCAGGAAACAAAAUUUAACAUUAUUGCCAAUAGCUAAAUGCAUGAGAUACUUGUUUUAACAUACGAUACCUGAAGAACUGGAUAUUUGCUAUGAACAUGCCAUCAUCACCAUGGUGAUAAAAUGAAAUUAAGUAUUAUCUUUUUAUGAAUAAAAGGUUGUUCUGUUAAACUUAUAUUAACAAUAAAAUUUUGAUUUUUAA
Molecule: messenger RNA, 3222 nt
Organism: Mya arenaria
Lineage: Eukaryota; Metazoa; Mollusca; Bivalvia; Myida; Myidae
Product: transcription initiation factor IIB-like
Exons: 10
Coding region: 116-1069 (317 amino acids)
Biological process (GO): transcription preinitiation complex assembly; transcription initiation at RNA polymerase II promoter
Cellular component (GO): nucleus; transcription preinitiation complex
Molecular function (GO): RNA polymerase II general transcription initiation factor activity; TBP-class protein binding
Source: RefSeq, a predicted model, not a curated record